AUCCUUGGGUUUUCUUCUGUUUCGUCUUGAUGAUACUAAGUAUGAUACUAAGUAGCCUUUGAUACCUUCAGUGUCACUUCACCUAUUCUAUAAACACUUACCACCAUGACCACGCCAGACUCUCUCCCGUCAAGCCAGCGUCUAGUACCCGGCUCUGUAGAUCUUCCUCUUGCACCAUGGCCGCCGACUAUCAAAGACGAGAGCGUAGAUGCACUCGCAGUGGCUUCCAAGGUUAUAAACUCCUUCAAUGAGUUGCUUUCGAAAAAGGACCACAAAGGCCUUGCAAACCUCUUUCUAGAAAGCAGCUAUUGGAAGGAUCACCUUGGCUUGACUUGGGAUUUCCAUACUAUGAAGGGAAGAGACAAGAUCACAUCGUUAUUAGACAAGGGCCAUCACUUAAAAGAUAUCCAAAUCGACAGGGAGCGUCCGGCUAAGAAUAACGGCCCAGAAAUAAUCCCCUUCCGGGCUGACGGGUCGGUCCGCGGCAUACAAUUCUUCCUACGGUCCGCUACCGAGCAUGGUUUUGGUGCCGGAUAUGCCCGUCUCCUCCAAGAAAACGGCGAAUGGAAAUUUUGGACGCUUUACACAACCAUGCAUGAGUUCUAUAACCACCCAGAGCCGGUCGGUCCCUUACGACCAAAUGGUGCCACGCAUGGCGCCAACUCCGGGAGAAAAAACUGGCUCGAACGAAGGCAAGAUGAGAUAAACUUCGUGCACGGUGACCCUGACGUACUCAUAAUUGGUUGCGGACAAGCCGGGCUCUCCUUACAAGCCCGCCUAAAGAUGAUGAAUGUCCCAACUCUCGCAAUCGACGUGUGCGAUAAUGUGGGUGACAACUGGAGGAAUAGAUACCAGCACCUUGUCCUCCACGACGCGAUAUGGUACGACCAUAUGCCGUACAUAAAAUUCCCGGAUUUCUGGCCCAUAUUCACCCCUAAGGAUAAACUAGCCCAAUUUCUACAGUCGUACGCUGAACAGCUCGAGCUCAACGUGUGGAAUAACACGAGUCUUGAGUAUAGCAGCUGGGACGAGGAAAAGAAGCAGUGGGUUGCAGUUGUCAAGCGGAAGAAGAAGGACGGGACCGUCGAAGUUCGUGUACUGCAUCCGAAGCACAUUGUCCAGAGCACUGGUCACUCUGGGAAGAAGAAUGCACCGGCUUUUAAAGGUAUGGAAAGCUUCAAGGGCGAUGUGCUCUGCCAUUCAUCGGAAUUCAAAGGCGCCAAGAGGAACGCCAAAGGGAGGAAAGCAGUUGUGAUUGGUGCUUGCAACUCGGCGCUCGAUAUUUCUCAAGAUUUCUACGAGAACGGGUACGACGUGACCAUCAUCCAGCGGUCGUCGACAACCGUAAUGAGUAUACAGGCAGUAAUGGAUCUAUUACUCAAACCCGGAUACUACGAGGGUGGCCCUCCAACAGAGGAGGCCGACCUUCUUUCGUGGGGAAGGCCAGGAGAGAUCUACAAGGCAGCCCAGGCCGACGUCAACGAGCUGCAACAAGUAGUCGACAAGGACGUCCUCGACGGUCUCAACAAGGCGGGCUUUAAGACCGACCGUGGUCCGAUGAACUGCGGGUUAUGGAUCAAGUAUCUGCAGCGCGGCGGGGGCUACUACAUCGACGUGGGCGCUUCGCAGCUGAUCAUCGACGGCAAGGUGAAGGUGAAGCACGGCGUUGGCGUUAGCGAGAUUCUUCCACACGGCGUGAAGCUUGACGACGGGACUGAACUAGAAGCGGACGAAAUUGUCUGCGCGACGGGAUACCAGAACAUGAGAACGGCUACCGAAGUCAUCUUCGGAGAGGAGGUCGCUAGUAAGGUACCUAACGUGUUUGGUUACGAUGAGGAGGGCGAGAUGAGAGUCAUGUGGCGACCUAGUGGUCACCCCGGCCUCUGGCUUCAUGGAGGCAAUCUUGCCCUGUGCCGAUACUUCUCCAAGCUCGUCGCCGUCCAGAUUAAGGCACAGUUAGAAGGGCUAUCUAAGCCGUAAGAUGGCAUAUGUGUAC
Messenger RNA from Daldinia loculata, 1996 nucleotides. RefSeq names its product FAD/NAD(P)-binding domain-containing protein. The transcript is spliced from 2 exons. NCBI's taxonomy places the organism in Eukaryota, Fungi, Ascomycota, Sordariomycetes, Xylariales, Hypoxylaceae. Gene Ontology annotation, molecular function: monooxygenase activity; flavin adenine dinucleotide binding. Bases 106 to 1980 code for a protein of 624 amino acids. The record is from RefSeq and is a predicted model, not a curated record.